Messenger RNA from Oncorhynchus gorbuscha (pink salmon), 2817 nucleotides. Its product is annotated as soluble lamin-associated protein of 75 kDa-like. NCBI's taxonomy places the organism in Eukaryota, Metazoa, Chordata, Actinopteri, Salmoniformes, Salmonidae. The transcript has 13 exons. The record is from RefSeq and is a predicted model, not a curated record. Bases 77 to 2452 code for a protein of 791 amino acids.
UUUCACGUGCACAAGUGUAUUUUAUAUUGGAGAUUGCCGGAGUGAUUGGAGCCCUGAAACACGCUGCGUGGGAUGGAUGUUCGGUGCUGGUUCGGCCCUGCUGAUGAGGAUGGAGUUCCCUGUGGACGUCUUGGGAUCAGUGAGACAUGAGGAGGAGGAGCAGGCAGCAGAGGGCUACAUGACCCAGCUACGAUACAUCAUCCCCGACAAGGCCGAGAGCUUUACCCUGCCCAGCCACAGAAUGAUCUGUAUCAGUCUGUGUAACGUUGGUUUAGUUCCCAUCUAUGGAGGAGACCUGAAGCAUAAGAUUCUGGCCCUGUUCGCCCCAGAGGACCAGCUCACAGCGGUAGCUUUGUUUCUGGCGGGUCAGUGGUGGUCUGUCGAGGACAUCCUCAGAACCUCCGACCCCUCCAGAACUGGCCUCCUCAAGGUGAGGAGUCUUGGUGAGCGGAUCGUCCUGUACAUUCUGAACCGUAUCGUGUACCGCGUGGGUGAGAUAGACAAACCUGAGGUGCCCUUCCUGUGCCACGGACAGAACCACUUCGCCAAGCUCCUUUGGAAGGAUGGACACGCUGUCGGUUUCUACUCUGUCAAAACCAAAGACAGCUUGUGUAAUGGCUUUGUAACCCAACGCUACCAGCUGCCUGUUAUGGACUCCAUCUUUGUCAGGAAGUGUCAUCGUGGAAACCGUCAUGGUCUGCAGAUGCUGGAGGACUUUGUGGACUCUUUCAAAGAUGACCAACUCGGCCUGAAGUACCCUCUCUCUCUAACCAUGUAUAAAGUGUGUGGCCAGUAUCUGUGUCGGUACCCAGCUGACCAGGACCUGCUGUGGGUGGUAGAGGGAGUGGGAGGACCCUACCAGAGAGAGAGAGUGGCCAACAAGAUCAAAACACUGAAGGUGGUGCUUCCCGCGGUCACUGCUAAUGGAGAUCACCAAGCAGCCUCUCUGGACAGCACAGACAUCAACAUGGAAGAGGGCUCAGACAACUGUCUGGACAUCACCGAGGGUGUUUUGGUGCUGAAUAAGCCCCUCAAGUUAAUAGAAGCCCUGGAGGGCACACCAGUGUCAACACAUACCUGGACAAGUGGACCUAAAAAGCGUGGCAGAGAAGAGAUGGAAGACUCUGAGGAGGAGAGCCAGCCUCUGAAGAUGAACAGAUUGGAGGCGGCAGAGCCCACCACUACAGCUGUGGAGGAGGAGGAGGAGGAGGAGGCAGAGCCCACCACUACAGCUCUGGAGGAGGAGGAGGAGGAGGAGGCAGAGCCCACCACUACAUCUGUAGAGGAGGAGGAGGAGGAGGCAGAGCCCACCACUACAGCUCUGGAGGAGGAGGAGGAGGCAGAGCCCACCACUACAGCUCUGGAGGAGGAGGAGGCAGAGCCCACCACUACAUCUGUAGAGGGGAAGGAGGAGGAAGGAAGCGGGGGGGAUGAGACAGAGACUGGAGAAGCAGAGGCUGCUCUGUCCCCUAUAGAGGAGGCCAAAGCUCAGGAGGCUGAGGUCAAAGGAGAACUGACUGAUGACCAGGGAGAGGAGGAAGAGGUUGCCACACAGGAGCCUGAUGCUGUGCUGGAGAACAGAACGACAGAGGAAAUGGAAGAGCAGGAUACAAAGGAGGAAGAUUACAUUGAGGCUAAAGACACCGUAGAUACAGCUCCUGUGGCAUCAGAGGAAUUGGCUGAGACCGAAGCUAUGGUGGAGAAGGAGGCUCCUCUCCUGUUAGAAGAACCAGCCUCUGCUACAGAGAAGUCCCCUCCGCCUGCAGAGCCAGCCCCAGCAGAGCCCUCCCUCUCUGGGGAGGUGAUUGAGGAGGCAGGCGAGGCCGCAGCUACACCCAUGGAAGGAGAGGAGGUAGAGGGAGAAAAGGAGGGGGCGGAGAAAGCAGUGAAGGAAGAGGAGAAAUCCAUGGAGGCGGCCAUCACAGUGGACAGCAGUAGCCAGGAAACAGUGGUCCAGAUAGGGGUAGCAGACCUGUCCUACCAGCCUCCGGAGGAAGGAGAGAACCAGCCUCUCAAAGAGGAAGAGGCAAAAGAAGAGGUCAAAGGGGAUGAAAAGAAAGAGGUAGAAGAGAUGGAGAACGUUACAACCACAGAGGAUGAGAAAGAGGAGGGAGAGAGUGAGAGCUCAGACGAUGGUGGCGACGGUAAGGUCCUUUGGAGGAGAGGCAGUGGCCAAGCGGCGGUGCCUAAACAUAAAUCUAAGAGACUGAGCAGAGUGGUCAUGGAGCCCGAGGAGCAGGGCACAGAGCAGCCGGAGGUCACGGAGGAAGAGGAGGAGGAGGAAGCUAGAACGACAGAGGAGGAAGAGGGGGCUGUAAAGAAGAGCUUGGCUGAGGAAGAGGUGGAGGAAGAGGAGCAUCCACCAGUGAUUGACCAGAGAGCAUUGAGGAGGAAGAGCCGACAGGUCCAGGCUCCAAAGAAAGCCAAAGGGAAACGACGCAGCAAGAUCUAAACACAGCAGAUGUUGCAUAUAUAAAAACGCACACAAAACACAUAUUUAGAGGUGUGCAGUAAGGGAUGUUUUCUACCUGGUUUUAGGGUUUGUAAGGCAUCUAAAGUUAACAUGUAUUAUCUCUGUACAAUGUUGUUUAGAUUUUUACUUUAGGUCGUUUUAUGAAAGGUUUAAGUACAUGAAUACUCAAUACUCUGUUGCAAUAAGUCAAUGUGAAGUCUUUUUAAGGUUCAGAAUUGAUUUUAUUCUUGUUUUUAUUGCCUUGCUCUUUCGGUACUGACUGAGAUUGAGUUUCACAGGCCUGAUGUGGUAGUUUGAAGAUGAAUGAUUUUAAUUAUUUAGCUCAGUAAAAAAAAAAUCCAAUA